AAGAAACCCAACAUCUCCUAAAAUCCUACUCCGUACAAUUAAUUCCGCCUCUCCCACACAUCGUUUCACUCUCUUCUUCCUCUUUUGGUUUCUCCUCCCAGAAUUCCGAAGCGAAUCUAAUCGAACUCAGUUUCUCAAGUUUCCUCUUUCUACUACUAGGUUUCACUCGCAAUCGCCAUGGACCCGGAGCCGAGCAACACUGGUGCCGGAAACCCUACCGAAAAUCGCAAGGAAGCUACCACAAAAGUGCCGUCCAAGGACCCUAAGAAGAAGGACGACAAGAAGGAUGAAGAUCUCUCGGAGGAGGACUUGGCUUUGAAGCAGCAAUUGGAAUUGUAUGUGGAGCGAGUUCAGGAUCCCGAUGCUGGGCUACAAAGAGUUGCUCUUGAGAGUAUGAGGCAGGAAAUUAGAUCAGCGACAAGCUCUAUGACUUCCGUUCCAAAGCCUUUAAAAUUUCUCCGCCCACAUUAUGGGACACUGAAAGCAUUUUAUGAAACAAUGAGCGACUCUGAUCUGAAGGAAUUUCUAGCAGAUAUAUUGUCCGUUUUGGCAUUGACCAUGUCGGCAGAGGGUGAAAGGGAGAGCUUGAAGUAUAGGUUACUGGGAUCUGAAGGGGAUAUUGGUUCAUGGGGUCAUGAAUAUGUGAGAAAUUUGGCUGGAGAGAUUGCACAAGAAUAUUCAAAACAGCAUCAGAAUGAGGAAGCCCCAUUUGAUGAUCUCAUGGACCUUGUACAGCAAAUAAUUGCUUUUCACAUGAAGCACAAUGCAGAGCCUGAAGCCGUCGAUCUUCUCAUGGAGGUGGAAGAUCUUGAUUUGUUGCAAGAGCACGUGGAUGAAAAAAAUUACAAAAGGACGUGUCUUUAUUUGACUGCUGCAGCAAAAUAUCUUGCAAGCCCUGAUGAUAUGCUGGUCCUGGAUAUUGCACAUUCUAUAUAUAUGAAAUGUGAAGAGUAUCCCUCUGCACUUCAGGUUUCAUUAGUCCUGGACAACUUGCAGUAUGUGAAGCAUAUUUUCACAUCUUGUAAUGACCUCCUGCGGAAGAAGCAAUUCUGUUACAUCCUUGCACGACAUGGUGUCUUAUUUGAGCUUGAUGACAACAUGGUUUUGGAUGAUGAUGAAAGGGAGCAAAUGCAAGAUAUUAUCAACAAUUAUAAGUUAAGUGAAGGUUAUUUGACCCUUGCUCGUGAUAUAGAGGUCAUGGAAGCCAAAUCACCUGAAGAUAUAUACAAGGCUCAUUUACUUGAUGGCCGUGCUAGUGCUGGUGCAACUGUUGAUUCUGCAAGACAAAAUCUGGCUGCUACAUUUGUGAAUGCAUUUGUAAAUGCUGGUUUUGGACAGGAUAAACUGAUGACUGGCCCUGCUGAUUCUUCAAGUGGAAGUUCUUCUGGGAAUUGGCUUUUUAAAAACAAAGAACACGGGAAAACUAGUGCUGCUGCAAGUUUGGGUAUGAUUCUGUUGUGGGAUGUUGAUUCUGGACUUGCACAACUAGACAAGUACUUCCACAGUACUGACAAUCACGUUAUUGCUGGUGCAUUACUUGGUGUUGGGAUUGUAAACUGUGGCGUGAAAAAUGAUUGUGAUCCAGCUCUGGCACUUUUGAGCGAUUAUGUUGAUAAAGAAGAUCCAGCUAUCCGAAUUGGUGCCAUUAUGGGUCUGGGCAUUUCUUAUGCAAACACACAGAAUGAACAGCUACGCAGCAAGCUGACUCCGAUUCUUGGAGACACGAAUGCUUCUCUUGAUGUUAUCGCCUUCACUGCAAUUUCUCUGGGUUUGGUUUUUGUUGGUUCCUGCAAUGAAGAGGUCGCACAGGCAAUUAUAUUUGCAUUAAUGGAUCGCAGUGAGGCUGAUUUAGGGGAGCCACUUGCCAGGCUUCUACCUCUGGGCCUUGGUCUUUUGUAUCUGGGGAAACAGGAAAGCGUGGAAGCAACAGCAGAAGUCUCAAAGACUUUCAAUGAAAAGAUUAGGAAACAUUGUGAUAUGACUCUUCUUUCUUGUGCGUAUGCUGGAACCGGAAAUGUUCUAAAGGUCCAGAGCCUCUUAGGUCACUGUGCCCAACAUCUUGACAAAGGUGAAACACACCAGGGACCAGCUGUUCUGGGGAUUGCCAUGGUAGCCAUGGCAGAAGAAUUGGGUGUUGAAAUGGCAAUUCGUUCACUAGAACAUUUGUUGCAGUAUGGAGAGCAGAAUAUUCGCCGUGCAGUUCCUCUCGCACUCGGUCUCUUGUGCAUAUCAAACCCUAAAGUGAAUGUUAUGGAUACCUUGAGUAGACUGAGUCAUGAUUCUGACUUAGAAGUUGCAAUGGCUGCCAUUAUUUCGUUGGGCUUGAUAGGUGCUGGUACCAAUAAUGCUCGAAUUGCUGGCAUGCUGAGAAAUUUGUCCAGCUAUUACUACAAGGAUGCCAGUGCUCUCUUUUGUGUUCGGAUUGCUCAAGGUCUUGUACACAUGGGAAAGGGUCUUUUAACCCUCAACCCUUAUCAUUCUGACCGUUUCUUGUUAUCACCGAGUGCGCAUGCUGGUCUUGUAAUAAUGCUUCAUGCAUGUCUUGAUAUGAAAGCCAUCAUUUUGGGGAAGUAUCAUUAUAUGCUCUACUUUCUUGUCCUUGCAAUGCAGCCAAGAAUGUUAUUGACUGUUGAUGAAAACCUCAAGCCUCUCUCAGUACCUGUUCGGGUUGGUCAAGCAGUUGAUGUUGUUGGCCAGGCGGGUCGACCUAAAACCAUAACUGGAUUUCAAACUCAUUCAACUCCAGUUCUUCUCUCCGCUGGUGACAGGGCAGAACUUGCCACAGAAAAGUAUAUUCCUUUGUCAUCCAUACUCGAAGGCUUUGUCAUCUUGAAGGAAAACCCAGAAUACAGAGAGGAGCAUUAACCUUCUUAUCAGGCUAGGAAAGAGACUUUAAAUGAUUCUAUCAACGAUUAAGCUUGGCCUCAAAUUAGAGAUGUGGGGUUUAGUUUAUUUGUGGGGGCUGGAAUGUUUUUCUUUGAGAAGAAAAUGGUGUCAGUCUGUUACAGAUGCCCUUGAUUCUGCUGAUAAGGCUGCUACUGUGCGUAGUUGGCCAGCCUGAAAUCGUCAAUCGCCGGGACUGUUAGCCAUGGCUGCUGAUGAGAUGGAUUGUUGUAAAAUUACAUGAAUUUCAAUGUUUUUUGUAGCAGAAAUUAUAGGUAGCUUAGUUUUUAUUUAUUUAUGAAAUUUAUUGUGCUGUUCUCAUUUUUAACAUUACAGUUACUUAUUUUGUCUAUGGUCUCGUGAUUUUUCACUUUUA
Messenger RNA from Spinacia oleracea (spinach), 3259 nucleotides. RefSeq names its product 26S proteasome non-ATPase regulatory subunit 2 homolog A. Gene Ontology annotation, biological process: regulation of protein catabolic process; proteasome-mediated ubiquitin-dependent protein catabolic process. Gene Ontology annotation, molecular function: enzyme regulator activity. Gene Ontology annotation, cellular component: proteasome regulatory particle, base subcomplex; proteasome complex; proteasome storage granule. Lineage: Eukaryota; Viridiplantae; Streptophyta; Magnoliopsida; Caryophyllales; Amaranthaceae. The transcript has 26 exons. The coding region runs from base 178 to 2865 and encodes 895 amino acids. The record is from RefSeq and is a predicted model, not a curated record.